AUGGUACAUGUAGACACCAAUGAUGUAAGGAACGUAGGGUUUCCAGUUUGCAAACCUGACGUGAUCUCACAGCUGGAACGAGGGGAAGAGCCGUGGGUCCUAGACCUCCAGGACUCUGAGAAAGGAGUGCUUCCAAGAGCUGUCUGCACAGGAGAUGGGAUGGUGAGUCAGAAUGAGAAGAAACCCAAUCAGGAAGAUGCUGAGCAAGGAGAACCACAUGGAACUUUAUUAGGAAGAUCCAAAGGGAAUGUUUCUGGGAGUUGUGCACUCCCAGAGAAAACAAAAGCCUGUGAGACUCUGCACAGGCCAGAGGGAAACUUUAGUAGCCUCUCAGACCUUUUAACAAGCAACAGAAUCAACUUGGAAGAGACACGCUACACAUGCCAUGAAUUUGGGAAAAGCUUCAAUCAGAGCUCUACCCUUGUCAGACAUCAGAGAAUCCACACAGACCUUAUCACACACCAGAGAACCCACACAGGAGAGACACCUUAUACAUGCUCUGAGUGUGGGAAAAGCUUCAUUCACCACUCUGCCCUUAUCACACUUCGGAAAAUCCACACGGGAGAGACGCCCUACACAUGUGCUGAAUGCAGGACAAUCUUUAGUCAGCGCUCACACCUUAUCACACAUCAGAGAAUCCACAGAGGAGAGAAGCCCUACACAUGCGCUGAGUGUGGAAAAAGCUAUAGUCGGAGCUCAAACCUUAUCAUACAUCAGAGAAUCCACACAGGAGAGAAGCCCUACACAUGCUCGGAGUGCGGGAAAAGCUUUAAUCAGAGCUCUGCCCUUAUGAAACAUCGGAGAAUCCACACGAGAGAGAUGCCCUACACGUGCUCUGAGUGUGGGAAAAGGUUCAGUCAUUGCUCAAGGCUUACUAGACAUCAGAAAAUCCACAUGAGAGAGAAUUCUAAUAAAUCCCCUGACUAGGGUUGACCAAAACAAUUUUUUUAAAAAAAUCAUAUUUGCUAAUUCACACAUAGUGAUUUGAAUCAUCUUCAUCGUGGUCUCUCAGCUCCAUCACAUCAGUAGCGUUCUUCUGCCUUUUGCAGCUCAUCCUUCCUUGGGGUCCGUCCUAUGAUCUUUUCUAUCAACUCCUUUCCUUUUGAGUCAUAGCAGUUUGUGUCCCUCCAGCCAGGAAUGUUCAUCAGUUCCAGGUUAGGGAGAGAGGUUUGAUCCCAACAAGCUACACUGAGGCAAAAACUACCUGUGCCUUCCAUCCAUUAGGACUGUACAUGGUGUUGGCUGCUCAAGUUAGUCAUCUUGGUGUAAAAAGUUGUAGUUCAGAUGCAGCCCAGGUGCAGUGGUUGGCAUUAGCUUUCCCCUUGACCUGACCUAAACUCCAUCACUGUUCCUAGUCUAAACUAACCCUGAGAAUCACAGUUAUCCUGUUCCCCCAUUUCAAAGCCAUUGUUAGACAUCGAGUUCUCCCUUGGGGAACAAAUUGUUUAAUUCCCAGUUGCUCUGAUGUUGCUUCAGGUUGUGCUGGAGAGCAGAUAUUUUUAUUAUCAUUCUCGGCAUUUAAAAUAUAUUGAACUAUAACAAAGAGCAGGAACAGGGCAGGGAUAGGGAAAAAUGUCAUUUCAUCCAUUUUAACAACAGACGCAGUUAGGGUAAGUCAGAGGGAUUCCCUUAUUCCCCAUCACUAUCCUUCAAUCCAUGCUAGAAUCUAGGAAUCCUUUUCCUUUCCUCAGUUGUGGGAUGGGAGACUUCCAAAAGUGCUCCCUGUGCUAUAGCACAUGUUUAAGCUCAGAGAAUAAACCCCAAAUAUCCCCUGA
Messenger RNA from Gopherus evgoodei (Goodes thornscrub tortoise), 1775 nucleotides. Its product is annotated as zinc finger protein 3-like. Gene Ontology annotation, biological process: regulation of transcription by RNA polymerase II. The coding region runs from base 1 to 927 and encodes 308 amino acids. Lineage: Eukaryota; Metazoa; Chordata; Testudines; Testudinidae. The record is from RefSeq and is a predicted model, not a curated record. Gene Ontology annotation, molecular function: RNA polymerase II cis-regulatory region sequence-specific DNA binding; DNA-binding transcription factor activity, RNA polymerase II-specific. The transcript has 5 exons.